ACCCAGAAUGCACCGCAGGCUGGACAGGCUCAGCUGAGCUAUAAAAAGGCAUAACAAGGGGAAGGGAGGGCUGCCGUGCAGUAGGAACUGUGCAGACACACACACACGGGGAUCCAGGGAAAGCAGCCCCUUGCACUGGGAUCUAGAGCCACAGCGCCAAAGAGAGCUGAAGGAAAACACUCAUCUAACGCCACGCAAUGGCAGACAAAAUUAAAGAUGCCAAGAUCAUCUUUGUUGUUGGUGGGCCUGGCUCUGGAAAGGGCACCCAGUGUGAGAAGAUAGUUGCAAAGUAUGGCUACACCCACCUGUCAUCUGGGGAUCUGCUCCGUGCUGAGGUGUCUUCUGGCUCUGAGAGGGGCAAACAGCUCCAGGCCAUCAUGCAAAAGGGAGAGCUUGUACCCCUGGACACAGUCUUAGACAUGAUUAAGGAUGCCAUGAUCGCCAAGGCUGAUGUCUCCAAGGGCUUCCUUAUUGAUGGCUACCCCCGUGAGGUGAAGCAGGGCGAGGAGUUUGAGAAAAAGAUCGGCAAACCCUGCCUGUUGCUGUACGUUGAUGCAAAAGGAGAAACCAUGGUCAAGAGGCUUUUAAAGCGCGGUGAGACCAGCGGACGUUCUGAUGACAAUGAGGAGACCAUCAAGAAGCGCCUGGACUUGUAUUACAAAGCAACUGAGCCAGUCAUUGCCUUUUACGAGAGCCGGGGCAUUGUCAGGAAGGUUGACUCUGAGCUGCCCGUGGAUGAGGUCUUCAGCCAAGUUUCCAAGGCUAUUGAUGCACUGUAGUAAAACAUGACUAGAUAAACUGUG
Etheostoma cragini (Arkansas darter) is the source of this 803-nucleotide messenger RNA. RefSeq names its product adenylate kinase 1 (gene ak1). Gene Ontology annotation, cellular component: cytosol; cytoplasm. Gene Ontology annotation, molecular function: AMP kinase activity; ATP binding; nucleoside diphosphate kinase activity. The transcript has 7 exons. NCBI's taxonomy places the organism in Eukaryota, Metazoa, Chordata, Actinopteri, Perciformes, Percidae. The record is from RefSeq and is a predicted model, not a curated record. The coding region runs from base 198 to 779 and encodes 193 amino acids. Gene Ontology annotation, biological process: ATP metabolic process; nucleoside triphosphate biosynthetic process.